AUAGAUGCGAAUUGUUUUUGAUACAUUCAACGAAGCAACUGAACGAAUUCAUUCGAAUCUACCAAAUUAUCCAAGUAUAUCAACUUAUUUAAGUGGAAAUUCUGUCAAGACAACACCAACAACAACAUUCAAUCCGAAUAAAUCAGGAAUAUUUCAUCGUUUCUAUUUACCAAAUGAAAAUUUCUAUCUAAGUCCAUCUACAAUUGCACCGAGUUUAUUGAUUAAACGAACUAAUUGUUCUACUGGUAAAAAAUUUCUAGGAAUGAUUACUUUGAAUACAUUAUGGUGUCACUAUUUUCAUUAUGUGGCAAUUGAAAAUGCUGAAACUGAAAUCACUUUUCAACUUCCAACAUCUGCUGCUGCAUUUUCGAAUUAUUCGCAGGAAAAAUCUCCAUCAUUUAUUGACUUAUAUUUAGAUCCAAAUUGUUCUUAUGAAAUGUCUGUGUAUUAUUCACUGAUCAAUUGGUUUUCUCAAUUAAUACGUCUUCAUUGUACACAUAUUUGUGGAUUACUGUAUGGACAUUUGAUUCUGUCAUUAGCUAUAUUAACAUUUCAAUGGAUGAAUAAAUUUCAUGAAAGUAAUUCUGAUCAUUAUUCAUCAUCUACUUCUCAAGAUGAUCGCCAUCAUCAUCAUUUCUCAAUAAUUCACGAAAUUUAUUAUCAUCAAAUUGUGACUUUAAUAAAUUUUAUUGGAUUUCAGCUUAUUCCUUUACCUUUCUCAGAAUGGUUUAAUUUACAACAAACUGGUCAACUUGGUCUACGUUUAAUCAACACUUUACAAUCAUCAUCAUCAUCGUUUACAGCAUCAUUCGAAUUGAUUCUUAAUCAUUUGCCCUUAUUGAUUAUUUCCAUACCAUUUGGAUGUAUUAUACCAGUGGUGAAUCGUAUGUUUGAUCAAGGAUUUUUAUUACUUUCUCAACUGUUAAUUCAUUAUCGAUGUGAUUAUGCAACAGCAAAGCAGAAGAAACAAUCUAAUCAAAAUAAUCAUAAUAACUUUGUUUCAUCUUCUUCUCUAUGGUUGGUGAAUCUAUCAAUAAUGUGUAUUCUAUUAAUUGGUUGGUUAUUCAGUGAAUCAUUAGCUGUUUCGUUACUCAGUUUAUUGCUAUUAUUCUUUAAUAUCAUUUCAUUUCAUCAACACAAUCAUGUCAAUACUGUACAAUUAUCAAUAGAUAAUAAUAACAAUCAUGAUCAAUUAUUGUUCAAUGUACAACAACAACCACAGAAAAUUCAAACAAAAUCAUUCACAUUGAAUAAUAAUAAUAAUCAUCAUCAAAUGAAUUAUUUAUUAAAAUUAUUUUAUUUAAUUCAAUGUCGUCUAUUCGUGUUAUUGUUAAUGAUAAGUUUAUUCAUGUUUAAUGAUUGGAUCGCAUUAAUUGAACGUAUACGACUACUGUAUGAUUUUAGUAUUUUUAGUUUAUUUUCAAAUUAUUCAAUUAUUUUACAAUUUCAUAAUCAUCUUAUAUCUAGUACACUGCUAAUUCUAUGUACAUCAAUAUGGUUGUUACAAUUUUGCGGCAUUGUUCAUAUUCAGUCACGAUCGUCAUCGUCACCAACAUCACCAACAUCAUCAUGGACAUCAUUAUCGUUAAUAUCAUCAUCUUUAUUGUUAUUAUGUACUUUUUAUAAUAAUAAUACUAAUAAUAAUAAUGAAAUGAAUAAAAAUUUUAACACUACUAAUCAUACUACUAAUAAUCAUCAUGAUAAUAAAAGUAGUAUUAAUAGAUUUUCUUUUAAUAAAUUUUUAUUAAUUUCAUGUAAAUUCAUCAUGAUUUAUUUAAUAUCUAAUUUAUUUCAUUUAACUAUAUCAUUAUAUUCUAUUGUACAAUUGACUACAUUUAGUAUUCAAUGUAUUUGUUUUAUUUUAUGCUUUACUCAUGUAAAUUUUUCCUUCUUCAUGCGGAAAAACUAAACUGUUUGGGAAAUUAGAUCCCUCCAGAACUCAUUUGAUUAUUGUCCUAAUUUCGAGUGUUUUAUAUUUUCACACAUGGGCUGAUCAGUUGACCUUGAGAUGUUACUUUCCACUCGAAAAAUACUUGACUGUCAUUGGUCGAUGUGUUUGUUAUUUUAGUACGCAAUUUUUUGUGGCUCUCUCAUGGACAUUUCUAUCAUG
Messenger RNA from Schistosoma turkestanicum, 2110 nucleotides. The record is from the annotation of a GenBank genome assembly. NCBI's taxonomy places the organism in Eukaryota, Metazoa, Platyhelminthes, Trematoda, Strigeidida, Schistosomatidae.